Messenger RNA from Peromyscus leucopus (white-footed mouse), 2237 nucleotides. It is a transcript of the gene C1H19orf84, whose product is annotated as chromosome 1 C19orf84 homolog. The record is from RefSeq and is a predicted model, not a curated record. Lineage: Eukaryota; Metazoa; Chordata; Mammalia; Rodentia; Cricetidae. The transcript is spliced from 2 exons. Bases 832 to 1485 code for a protein of 217 amino acids.
UAGGUCAUAAGGUUGACUGUUGCUUUUGUUUCUGUAAACAAAAGCUUGUUUUGCUUCAGACAACCUUGAGCCUGCCUGUAAUCAGAAUGUAACUUUAUGUUCCUUGACGUUGUAAACCCCUGACUCAUGUGGCGGGCUGUGUUUGGGAAUCCCGAGUCCUGGGUGUAGACCUGGCACUAGUAUCUGAAUAAAAAAAGCCUCUAGCCUCUUUUUUGUUGAAAAUUUAUUAAUGGCCAGACUGGUGAAUCUCUGAAUGACCUUAGACCCAUAAUAGCACCUAAGACGGUGUUUACAGCUUUGCACACAUACUGUCAAGAGAUACCACAGAAGUCUCACCCGAACCAAUAACAUUAGCCCCAUUCUAAAACGUGGAAACCGAAAUAAAGAAGCUAGGCAAACUUCGGUCACAUGUAACAGAAUCUACCCCCAGGAUGCCUAAGUUUACCAUGACCUGGGGUCCUCAGUCUAAAAAUCACAGCAAUUCUUAAUUACAGCCUGAAGGCAACUGUAUAAAUGCUGAGGGAGGCAUGUGGGUCUAGGCCUGGAUCCCUUGGGUCUGUGGGAGGAGGCCGAGUCUGAACUCGUGGAUCUAAGCGAGGAGGGUGAGGAGCUGAGGGAAGAGGGCUGGUGCCUGGACCCCUGAGUCUGAGGGAGGAGGCCUGUUGUCUAGACCCAUAGGUUCAAGCAAGAGCUGGGGGUUGGAGAGCUGGGUCCUGGCCUGGUCCCCUGAUCUAAAUGAGUGACAGUUCUAUCUAGGUGGGAGGAUAUUCGAGGCUGCCCAAUGGCAGCUGCUUGCAUCCCGCUAGCCCCGCCCCAGAGCUGCAUGCUUCCAUGGGCCUUGCCGGUUCUUCUUUUGCCCCUCCCCUUCCUGUUAAAGCCCCAGAAGGAUCUAGAAAAGAUUUCAGACGCGUUGAGAAGAUGGAAGAGCGAAAAGAUAAGGCUUCGUGCAAUAGGGACAACCUUUCCCUGCCGUUAGCCGGGAAUGAGGCAUGGCCUGAUCCAGCCACCCCAGCCCUGCCACCCUCACUUCUGAGCACCCUAGACCCAGCCCACCUGGGGCUCCCUGAGCAACUGGCUUCUGUCACUGUCCCCAUCCGCCUGGACACUCUGUCCUACCUCCUACAUAGUGCCCUCCUGGGGACCUACAGCUUCCAACAGUCCUUACCCCCUUGCUCCUGCUCUGCUCAGCCAUGCCACAUGGCACCAGACACAGUCAGGAGGCCUCCCAGGAGAUGGGACCAGGCCCGUGGGGGCUGUGAGAUUGAGCGCAGGCCUUCCCGGGGCAGGGGUAGGGGCCGGGGCCAGUCACGAUGGGGCCCUGGGAGAGCCAAAGAGCUGGAGAGGAGCAUGGCAAGAGGUCCUGGGGCUGGCCCCAAGGCCCAACCAGCGACACCACCAUCGCAGGAGGAGCAGAAGGAAGCUGGAGGACUGGAGCCACCCCUGCCUCCAGCACCUUUGUCUGAAGACUGGGAGACAGACUACUAGGACCCCGAAGAGCACCCAGUACUUGGCCGCCCAGGGCUUCCCAGAGCUUACAGUGUUCUUAAUCCUUCAGAGGUACCCUCAAGAAAUAUCAUCUCUACAACCUCCCCGGUCUCCAAACCACAGCCUCUGAAGGCGUCCUGCAGAUCAUCUUGUAAAGCCUAAACCUGACUUAGCAACCCAACCCCAGCUACUACCCCAGCCUAUUCUCAAUGGCCCAGGCUGCCCCAACCCCAUUUCCAGACCAAAUCAUCACCGCAAAGCCCUUCCUCUCUCCAUUCCACAGUCAACCCAUUUCCCCAUCCUUCCCCACACCCCUCUUGACCUUCAGUUCUGACCCAUGUUCAUUCCUAGUUUGUUCAUUUGCUGUUUUUUUCAGUACUAGUCUCCUGAAUGGCAGCCAAACACUGAACUAAACUGCAAUCCUCUUUUAUUUUUAUCUUGAGAAAGGGUCUCACCAAGUGUCCAAGCUGGCCUUGAACUUGUGAUCCUCCUGUCUCAGCCUUCCAAGUCCCCUCUUCCUGGUCCUCAUUUCAUAUUCUCCUCAUCUCAUACCACCUUCAUAUUCACCUUCAUGUUACACCAUCCUCAACCCCAGCCGCAGCCGCGUCCCAGCCCAGCUCUGACAAGCCCUCCCUCCUACCCCACAAGGGACCCUUUGACAUGUCCAGACACCUGUAUCCACCACCACCAUUGCUCUUCCCUGUCCCUCGGGCUGGGAAGCCCAAGUUGAACAAUAAAAGGUCUCUGCUCUA